Molecule: messenger RNA, 3528 nt
Organism: Daktulosphaira vitifoliae (grape phylloxera)
Lineage: Eukaryota; Metazoa; Arthropoda; Insecta; Hemiptera; Phylloxeridae
Exons: 2
Coding region: 160-3393 (1077 amino acids)
Molecular function (GO): protein binding
Source: RefSeq, a predicted model, not a curated record
CGAAAAGUUUGUAAUCAUCAUUGUCGAAAUUCUUACGUGUAAUGAGUUCGUAUUAUUUUGUUAUAACUUGAUUCUAUUAAAUGUUAUUAUAACAACAAAGAAAAAUCAUCAGCAAAUGAAUACUCAGAUGACCAAAAAUUAUUACAAUUUGAAAAAGAUAUGACGAGAUAUGCUGCUGCAAAUGGUGACUUAGAAACAUUAAAAUUAGUUCACGACAGUGGAUGUGAUUUGGAUGAAUAUGCAAUUACUGAAGCAGCUGCAAAUGGGCAUUUCAAUUGUUUAAAAUAUACACAUGAAAAUGGAUGUCUCUGGGAUGAAAGCACAACAGAAGCAGCUGCAAUUUAUGGUAAUUUAGAAAACUUAAAAUAUAUUAAAGAAAAUGGAUGUAAAUGGGAUGAAAAAACAACUAGGGCUGCUGCUGCAAAUGGACAUUUAGAUUGCCUAAAAUAUGCACAUGAAAAUGGAUGUCCCUGGGAUGAAAGCACAACAGAAGCAGCUGCAAGUUAUGGUAAUUUAGAAAGUUUAAAAUAUAUUAAAGAACAUGAAUGUAAAUGGGAUGAAAAAACAACAAGGGCUGCUGCUGCAAAUGGACAUUUAGAAUGCCUAAAAUAUGCACAUGAAAAUGGAUGUCCCUGGGAUGAAAGUACAACAGAAGCAGCUGCAAGUUAUGGUAAUUUAGAAAAUUUAAAAUAUAUUAAAGAAAAUGAAUGUAAAUGGGAUGAAAAAACAACAAGGGCUGCUGCUGCAAAUGGACAUUUAGAAUGCCUAAAAUAUGCACAUGAAAAUGGAUGUCCCUGGGAUGAAAGUACAACAGAAGCAGCUGCAAGUUAUGGUAAUUUAGAAAAUUUAAAAUAUAUUAAAGAAAAUGGAUGUAAAUGGAAUGAAAAAACUACAAGGGCUGCUGCUGCAAAUGGACAUUUAGAAUGCCUAAAGUAUGCACAUGAAAAUGGAUGUCCCUGGGAUGAAUAUACACCUAGGUUAGCUACUUUUAAAAAUUCAUUAGUUUGUUUGAAAUAUGCACACAUAAAUGGAUGUCCAUGGGAUGAAAAUACAACAAGAGUUGCCGCUGCCAAUGGGCAUUUAGAAUGUUUAAAAUACGCACAUGAAAAUGAAUGUCCUUGGGAUGAAUCUACAACACAAGCAGCUGCAUAUUAUGGUUAUUUAGAAUGCUUAAUAUAUGCUUAUGAAAAUGAAUGUAAAUGGGAUGAAGUAACAACUAUGUUCGCUGCUGAAAAUAAUAGUUUAGAAUGUUUAAAAUAUGCCUAUAAAAAUGGAUGUCCAUGGGAUGAAAAUACAACAAAGGCUGCUGCUGAGCAUGGACAUUUAGAUUGUUUACAAUAUGCUCAUGAAAAUGGAUGUCUGUGGCAUGAAGAUACAACAAAAGUUGCUGCCGAGAAUGGACAUUUAGAUUGUUUAAAAUAUGCCCAUAAAAAUGGGUGUCCAUUGGAUGAAGAUAUAACAAAGGUUGCUGCCGAGAAUGGACAUUUAGAUUGCUUAAAAUAUGCUCAUAAAAAUGGGUGUCUGUGGCAUGAAGAUACAACAAAAGUUGCUGCCGAGAAUGGACAUUUAGAUUGUUUAAAAUAUGCCCAUAAAAAUGGGUGUCCAUGGGAUGAAGAUAUAACAAAGGUUGCUGCCGAGAAUGGACAUUUAGAUUGUUUAAAAUAUGCUCAUGAAAAUGGAUGUAAUUGGGAUCAAAACGUGACUGCAGUAGCAGCAGCAUAUGGAAAUCUAGAAUGUUUAGUAUAUGCUCAUAAAUAUGGAUGUAAAUGGGCAAAAUAUACAACUUGGAAUGCAGCAGCAAGUGGACAUUUAGAUUGUUUAAAAUAUGCAUUUGAAAAUGGAAGCGAAUGGGAUGAUACAAUACCAGCAGAAGCUCUUUCUAUAGGUAAUUUAGAUGUUUUAAAGUUUGCUUUUGAAUAUGUAGGCAGAUGGUGUAAAGGGACAACUAGAGUAGCUGCUUCCAAAGGUUAUUUAAAUAUUUUAAAAUAUUCCUACGAAAAUGGUUUUGAGUGGGCCGAGGGAACCACUGCAGCUGCUGCAAGGAACGGCUGCUUAGACUGCUUAAAAUAUGUGCAUGAAAACGAAUGCAAAUGGGAUAAAGAAACAACCAGAAUCGCUGCAGAGUAUGGACAGUUAGAUUGUUUAAAAUAUGCACACGAAAAUGGGUGUCCAUGGGAUGAAGAUACAACAAAAGUUGCUGCCGAGAAUGGACAAUUAGAAUGCUUAAAAUAUGCACAUAAAAAUGGGUGUCCUUUGAAUGAAAUAACGACAACAUUAGCUGCCGCUAAUGGUCAUUUAGAAUGCUUAAAAUAUGCACAUGAAAAUGAAUGUCCAUGGGAUGAAAACACAACAGAAAAAGCUGCAUAUUAUGGUAAAUUAGAGUGCUUAAAAUACGCUCAUGAACAAGGCUGUAAAUGGAAUCAAAACACAACUAGAGCUGCUGCUUCAUUAUAUCGAAUCGACUGUUUAAAAUAUGCUCACGAACAUGGAUGCGAAUGGAAUGUUGGUACAAGUAGAGCUGCUACUGUAGCAGGUAGUGUCGAAUGUUUAAAAUAUUGCUGUGAAAAUGGCUGUGAGUGUGAUGAAGAUACAACACUAAUUGCUGCUCAAUAUGGUCAUUUAGAGUGUUUAAAAUAUGCACAUGAAAAUGGGUUUCAAUGGGAUGAAAGGACAACAGAAGCAGCUGCAUUCUAUGCUAACUAUCAUUGCUUGAAAUAUGCGCAUGAAAAUGGUUGUAAAUGGGAUAAAAGAACAACAAUAGCAGCUACACAAAAAAAUUGUGUAGAUUAUUUAAGAUAUGUACAUGAAAAUGGAUGCGAAUGGGAUGAUAACACAACUAGAGUUGCUGCUGCGUGUGGUUGUUUAGACUGUUUAAUGUAUGCUCAUGAAAAUGAAUGCAAUUGGAAUGAAGGUACAAUAGUUACAGCUGCUUUGCAUGGUUGUUUAGAUUGCUUAAAAUAUGCAUAUGAAAAUGGUUAUGAUUGGGUUGAGGGUACGAUGAGAGGGGCUGCUGCAAAUAGACAUUUAGACUGCCUAAAAUAUGCCAAAGAAAAUGGUUGUGAAUGGGAUGAAGGCACAACAAGGGAAGCUGCUGCAAGUGGUUGUAUCGAAUGUUUAAUAUAUGCUCAUGAAAAUGAAUGCAACUGGGAUGAAGGAACAAUGAGUGCAGCUGCUGCAAAUGGUCAUUUAGACUGCUUAAAAUACAUGCAUGAAAAUGGAUGUAUGUGGGACGAAAAUACAACAAGACUUGCUGCUGCAAAUGGCCAAUUUUAUUGCUUAAAAUAUGCCCAUGAAAAUAACUGUCCAUGGAGUAGAGAUACUAUUAAUGAAGCUAUUCAAAAUGGUCAUUCUGACAUAGUAAUUUAUACUAGUGAAAAUGGCUGUCCUAAUUAGUUUUAUUUUCAUAUACAGUUAAGUUGACUAUAAUAUUAACUUAAUAAAUUGUCAUAAAUUUCGAUUUUAUGUAUUUAUUGACGAAAAUUAGACAUUUUACUUUUUAAUUAAAUACAUUUUUGAAAAUAUAAUCAA